This is a messenger RNA of Oncorhynchus keta (chum salmon), 6059 nucleotides long. Its product is annotated as probable E3 ubiquitin-protein ligase MID2. The transcript is spliced from 10 exons. Bases 1 to 1488 code for a protein of 495 amino acids. The record is from RefSeq and is a predicted model, not a curated record. Gene Ontology annotation, molecular function: protein binding. Lineage: Eukaryota; Metazoa; Chordata; Actinopteri; Salmoniformes; Salmonidae.
AUGUCGCCUGAAGCUUUUCAAGUGAGUCCUGGCAGAGUAUCUGACGCGGUAUUGGAGGCAUCAAAGACAAGCGCCGCGCAAACCCUGGAGAACAACCUCACCAACCUGGUGAAGAGAAACAGUGAGCUGGAGAACCAGAUGGCCAAACUCAUCCAGAUCUGUCAGCAGGUUGAGGUGAACACAGCGAUGCAUGAGGCCAAGCUCGUGGAGGAGUGUGAUGAGCUUGUAGAGAUCAUACGCCAGAGGAAACAGAUCAUCGCUGUCAAGAUCAAGGAGUCCAAGGUGAUGAAGCUGCGUAAACUGGCCCAGCAGAUGGCUAACUGCAGACAGUGUCUGGAACGUUCCGGAGCCCUCAUCACCCAGGCAGAACACAGCCUGAAGGAGAACGACCACGCUCGCUUCCUACAGACCGCCAGGAACGUGGCUGAGAGGGUUGCCAUGGCCACGGCCUCAUCCCAGGUGCUGAUUCCAGAUGUGAACCUGAACGAAGCCUUUGAUAACUUUGCCCUGGACUUUUCCAGAGAGAAGAAGAUCCUAGAGGGACUGGACUACCUGACAGCUCCCAGUCCUCCCUCCAUACGUGAUGAGCUGUGUACUGCCUCCCACGACACCAUCACAGUUCACUGGACGUCUGAGGACGAGUUCAGCGUCACCUCCUACGAACUGCAGUACACCAUCUACACCGGACAGACCAACUUCAUCAGUCUGUAUAACAGUGUGGACAGUUGGAUGAUUGUCCCCAACAUCAAGCAGAACCACUACACGGUGCACGGCCUGCAGAGUGGAACACGUUAUGUCUUCUUUGUCAAGGCCAUCAACCAGGCAGGCAGCCGCAACAGUGAACCAGCCCGCCUCAAAACCAACAGUCAGCCUUUUAAGCUUGACCCGAAGACGGCCCACAAGAAGCUGCGUCUGUCCAAUGACUGCCUGACUAUGGAGAAAGAUGAGAGCUCCCUGAAGAAGAGCCACACUCCAGAACGUUUCAGCAGCACGGGUUCGUACGGAGCAGCAGGAUCCGUCUUCAUCGACAGCGGCUGUCACUACUGGGAGGUGCUGCUGGGCGCCUCCACCUGGUACGCUGUGGGCGUUGCUUACAAGUCAGCCCCUAAGAACGAGUGGAGUGGAAAGAACUCGUCCUCCUGGGUGUUGUCCCGCUGCAACAACAACUUCAUGGUGCGUCACAAUGGCAAGGAGAUGCUGGUGGAGGCCAGCCACCAGCUCAGACGUCUGGGAGUCCUUCUGGACUACGACAACAACUCCCUGUCCUUCUACGACGCCAUGAACUCCCAACACCUGCACACCUUCGAGGUCAGCUUCCUGCUCCCCGUGGCGCCCACCUUCAUGAUCUGGAACAAGUCUGUGAUGAUCCUGUCGGGGCUUCCUGUGCCGGACUUUGUGGACUGCCCUGAGGAACACCAGGAGGGGAUGAUGACCCUGUGUCGUCAGCAGGAUUCACCCUACGUGUCGGGUAUGAAGGGCUGUCACUGAGUCCGGGACUGGGGUGACUCCCAGUCCCGGAGACCGACAAGGGCUUGGACUGGACUCUGAACUGGGCUGGGCUAGACUCACUUACUUCCUGGGUUUGUGGGCCAAUGGGGUUGAAUCUUUCUUCUCCUCAGCUUCCUACUUCCUCCUCUUCCUCCUUUUACCCAGCUUUCCUAUUUUCUCUUCAUGGAUGGUUUGUUACACUACUACUUGUCUCAGUGUGAGGAUGUGUGUUGUUGUUUAUGAUAUUUACAAAUCAACACAGAAGCUUGACUUGCAUUAUGUGACUACUAGUCUUGUAUUAUAAGAAACUUUAUUGAUCAUGAUUGAUUUGAGGAAAACAUGUUAAUUAUUUAUGAAUAAUAAGUUGGUCUGCUUUUAUUUUCUUCUCAGUCUCAAUGUAUUCAUGGGACACUUUUUGGAUUGGUCUUUAUUUCCUCUGUGUUUAAAAAAAGACAGAACAUGUAUUUGGGACAUGGUUGUUCUCGCUCUAGAUAGCAUAGUGGAUUUAUCUUCUAUAGAAAUGGGUUAAGAUUAUGACGGUUAUGCGAUUUUUAACACAGUGAAAUGAACAAAACUGACGAAUUACAAAAAAAUGACGAAAGUUGAAUAUCCAGGGAGGGAAGAGAGGAUUAUAACAUUCGAUUUGCUAUCUCGGUUUUGAUGUCAUAGCAUGAUGUGUAUUUCCUCUGUGAUUAAUUCACACUUCAUGUUUUGUUUACUUCUGUUCUGCUGUGAUAAAAGCAUGCUGCGUUAUACGAUCCCACUUCGCUGCCCUUCACUGGUUCACUUCCAGGUUAUCAUGAGGUAUUUCUUGACUCCUGACCUAUAGAAUUCCUCACUGGUUCACUUCCAGGUUAUCAUGAGGUAUUUCUUGACUCCUGACCUAUAGAAUUCCUCACUGGUUCACUUCCAGGUUAUCAUGAGGUAUUUCUUGACCCCUGGCCUAUAGAAUUCCUCACUGGUUCACUUCCAGGUUAUCAUGAGGUAUUUCUUGACUCCUGGCCUAUAGAAUUCCUCACAGUCACCGCGGAGCUCCACCCCCCCCUCCCCUCACAUCCAAUCCUUGGUCGAGGUUUACCUAUUUCCAAAAGGGGUGUGUUGUUAUUGGCCUCUGAUUUGUAUAAAGUCCCGAGACUAUGUAAAUCUGUAAUUUGUCUACCAGUUACCAUCCCAAUAUCAUAUCUCGCAUAGAAACCAUCAGAUUGCUAUUCAAGAAAAUCACAAAAACAUUUUCACCGGAUAUGGUUAAGAUUCCACAGAGAAGACCUUGUAGGUCUAUGACAUCAUCAUUAAAAAAAAUAAGUCAAGCGUUACAUCAUCAAAUAAUUAUUAUUUAUUUGGGCUUUUUUUGCUCUUUGUUUAUGGCUUUGGUGGUUUUCCUCUGAUUUAAUAUUCAGGGAUUGAAUACGUAGUGGGUCUGAUCAAGACAAUCAAUAGUAUAUUUAUUAUGCAGAGAAAACAUAAGUAGUGUGUAGCUGAAAAAACCACUGAACUAGCAUGAUGUAAUACUUUAGAUACUAAACUGUUAACUUACUGAAAACCAAACGGAUGCAUUACUUUUUUUUUCAUCGAAUUAAACGUAGUAGUGAAGAUAUUGGGAACAGACGGAGUCGUACCUCCGACGACGCCACCAUCCUGAUGCCGGUGGUUCAAUCUCUCACCACAUAGCAAGGUAUUUAGGACUUGUCCCAAAUGGCACCCUAUUCCCUAUAUAGUGCACUACUUUUGAAUGUUAAAAGAAAAUUGAUGCACUAUGUAGGGAAUAAGGUGCCAUUUAAGACACAUAUUUAGUUUUCCAUGCUAAAUGUCAUAUUUCCUGUUUGUUUGUUUUUUUCUAAGUUCCUGUUUUUAAUUUGAAAGCACAAACUAACCACCAGGCAGAUGUGUCUUUGACACCGUGAAAGUGGGAGACAGAGAGACAGACAUAUGAAUGGAUCUGUGACUAACUGGUCCGUCCUCAAGCUUCUUCAAAGAAACAAUAGCUACUUUAAGGCUGGAGUGAGUCUAUAGAGUUCCAUUAUGGACCCAACAGAACACAGUGGGUUCAAUAAUAAGAUGAGAAUGGUGAGUUCCAUUAUGGACCCAACAGAACACAGUGGGUUCAAUAAUAAGAUGAGAAUGGUGAGUUCCAUUAUGGACCCAACAGAACACAGUGGGUUCAAUAAUAAGAUGAGAAUGGUGAGUUCCAUUAUGGACCCAACAGAACACAGUGGGUUCAAUAAUAAGAUGAGAAUGGUGAGUUCCAUUAUGGACCCAACAGAACACAGUGGGUUCAAUAAUAAGAUGAGAAUGGUGAGUUCCAUUAUGGACCCAACAGAACACAGUGGGUUCAAUAAUAAGAUGAGAAUGGUGAGUUCCAUUAUGGACCCAACAGAACACAGUGGGUUCAAUAAUAAGAUGAGAAUGGUGAGUUCCAUUAUGGACCCAACAGAACACAGUGGGUUCAAUAAUAAGAUGAGAAUGGUGAGUUACAUUAUGGACCCAACAGAACACAGUGGGUUCAAUAAUAAGAUGAGAAUGGUGAGUUCCAUUAUGGACCCAACAGAACACCAGUUCAAGCCGAUGAGAAUGGUUCCAUUGAAAGAGCUAGCUGAAUACUGGACUCAAGAGGUCAGAGGUCUUUUAAAUAACACUGCUUUGAUUAUAGCAGGUGGUAACACUUCACUGUAGUAAAGCCUUUAUAACAGUUAUAUAAGACAACAUCAGUUAAAUGCUGUUAUUACGGGUUAUAUCAGUGCUGACUGAAGGGGAGGUGUUUGUGUUUUCAUUUUUCUUUUUUUAGUCUAGCAGCAGAUUUGUGAAUAUUAGCCCUUACAACAAAAAUAACACAUUGCAGUUUUAAAACUGCAGUAAAAGUGUAGUAACUACAGUCGACUGUGUUGUUUUGGAAGCGGUGAUUGCAGAAUAACUGCAGUGUUCUGCACUCUAACUGCAGUUACACUGCAAAAUUACUGCAAUAAAAAAAAGGUGUUAUUUUGGAUGCAGUAUUUUGCAACGUACUGCAGUUAUACUGCAUUCUAACUAGGGUUAUACUACAGAUAUACUGCAUUCUAACUACGAUUAUACUACAGUGUACUGCACUUAUACUGCAUUCUAACUACGGUUAUACUACAGUGUACUGCAGAUAUACUGCAUUCUAACUACGGUUAUACUACAGCGUACUGCAGAUAUACUGCAUUCUAACUACGGUUAUACAACAGAUAUACUGCAUUCUAACUAUGGUUAUACUACAGUGUACUGCAGAUAUACUGCAUUCUAACUACGGUUAUACUACAGUGUACUGCAGAUAUACUGCAUUCUAACUACGGUUAUACUACAGCGUACUGCAGAUAUACUGCAUUCUAACUAUGGUUAUACUACAGUGUACUGCAGAUAUACUGCAUUCUAACUACGGUUAUACUACAGUGUACUGCAGUUAUACUGCAUUCUAACUACGGUUAUACUACAGUGUACUACAGAUAAACCUCAUUCUAACUACGGUUAUACUACAGUGUACUGCAGAUAUACUGCAUUCUAAAUAAUGUUAUACUACAGAUAUACUGCAUUCUAACUACAGUUAUACUACAGAUAUACUGCAUUCUAACUACGGUUAUACUACAGUGUACUGCAGAUAUACUGCAUUCUAACUACGGUUAUACUACAGUGUACUGUAGAUAUACUGCAUUCUAACUACGGUUAUACUACAGUUUACUGCAGAUAUACUGCAUUCUAACUACGGUUAUACUACCAUUAUACUGCAUUCUAACUACGGUUAUACGACAGUUAUACUGCAUUCUAACUACGGUUAUACUACAGUGUACUGCAGAUAUACUGCAUUCUAACUACGGUUAUACUACAGUGUACUGCAGAUAUACUGCAUUCUAACUGCAGUUAUACUACAGUGAACUGCAGUUAUACUGCAUUUUAACUACGGUUAUACUACGGUGUACUGCAGAUAUACUGCAUUCUAACUACGGUUAUACUACAGAUAUACUGCAUUCUAACUACGGUUAUACUACAGUGUACUGCAGUUAUACUACAUUUUAACGACAGUUUACUGCCACUAUACUGCCUUAUAACUACAGUUAUACUAGUGUACUGCAGUUAUACUGCCUUAUAACUACAGUUAUACUAGUGUACUGCAGCUAUACUGCCUUAUAACUACAGUUAUACUAGUGUACUGCAGCUAUACUGCCUUAUAACUACAGUUAUACUAGUGUACUGCAGUUAUACUGCACUCUGACUGCAGUCUUUUUUUGUAAGGGACCUUUUUCUCGAAUGAUCAGAAAUACGAUCAAUUUGAAGAAAACAUCAGAGGUGAAAACUGUGGCUGCUGAUUUCUGGGCUGAACUGACAAGAUACAUUUCAUGUGUACAAGAAGAAGUGCAUUUGACUGGGUCACCUACCGUAUGCACGACUUGGUUCAUACAGUCUGUGUAUCUCAUGAUGGUUUUUAUAGAAACAGAUUCAUCACAAAAUGUCCAUUUGAAAUAGACAAAUGUAUUGAGACAUCUGUGUUCAUGCAUAUCAUUCAGGUAGUUUUGCUGUGCUUUGUGCUACUACUACCGGAUCAAUAAACAUACUGAGAAUAA